UCUUUCAUGAUUAAAGGCAUCGAAAUAUAAAGGUAAGUUUCUAGGUGCUGGUACAGCUCAGUUUGAAAGCACCUUAAUACAGUAGGAAAGGUGGUAGAAUGAUUGUUAUUAGGCUAUUUGUAGGUAGUCAGUUUAAAUGCCUGACCUAAACUUCAUUGACUUAUCUAAUGAUUGAUUUCUUUCAGAUUAGUAGAUUUUGUUUAACCGCCACCAGAAUCAAACUCAUAAUAAAACAUGGCUAUAACUUCAUUCGAUAUUUCGUGUAAUAUAAAUAAAGUACCAAUUGAAUCAACUUGUUCAGCAAUUAGUUCGAAAGGAGGAAAUUCAUGUCGAUUAUUAAAAAUAAACAUAGCGACGGACAGAAGCUUGUCAAGCAAUGCUAGUAGGCGUACCAAUAAAUCUAAAAAGAACAACUCCCGGUCUCCGUAUCUGGCUAACGACAGAGUUCAAUUACUUUCAAGAGUUACAGAAAAACGAAUGGUUCAUCAAAAAACAACUGAUAUUGUUUCGUCUUUUCCGUUGGCAGUAAAUAUUUACAAGGCAAGUUCUGAUGAAUUCAAAUCACCAAAAAAAGUUAAGAAAGUUAAAAAAUCUGUGCUAACUCUUCCAAACGAUCCGGCUCCAACGCCACAAAUAUGCACAGUAAGUGAUAUGAAUGAUUCGGAAUAUUGCGAAAAACUGAGCCUAGAUCGCAAACAGAAAGUAAUUAAAAAGCGUAAUCCAACUCAAAAUAACAGGAAGACUCGAGUGCGACAAAAAGAUUUUGAAUUUUUCGACAGAGACGCACGAUUUUGUUCCCAAUUAAACAUAGAUCUAGAUUGUAGCUCGACAGACAUGCUGAAAAAUUUCAAUGGAGACGGCAGUAAAGUGUUCACCAAGAAAAAAAUAUCAUCUUGUAAACCUCAAUCAGGUAUAUCUGGAAACCUGAGUGAUGUUUGGACCGUGCUUAGAAAUAUAAACAAGUUUCAGUUUAGGCCAUCACCUCCAGCGUCGGAAGAAAGCAUCAUACCAGUAAAAAAGAAAUCACAUAAAAGAAGGCCACAUCGAAAAGAUGCACGAGUGAUUGAGACUUGUCAUACCAAAGAGUUUGCAUACAUAUCUAGUUACGAAGUGGAUGAUAAAUCUCCCCGUACUUUCUCCCCAUCCUCUAGUGCAGACCGAAUCACGGUUAUUGACAAACAAAAUGAAUUUAGUAAAAUAUGCAAAGAAUUUGAGAAACGACUUCUUAAAACGCAGGAUUUUCUUAAAGACAGUAGUAAUACCGUUAAUACAAAAAUUAAAAGUCCGAAACUUAAAAACCGGUUUAAAAGCCCCAAAAAGAAUAUGAAAGCUAUAACUAAUGUUGGAACAAAAGAACAUAAACCUACUUCGAAAAAAAAGAAGAAGAAAGCAAAGCGUCCUGUCGAUCAACAAAGUAAAAAUGCACCAACUAGUAGCAGUGGAAAUAGAGAUUCUCUAUUGGAUGCUGAAACACUGAAACUCAAUUAUAAUUCUGAUGUAUCAUUACAUAAAGCUGAAACAAAUGAUAGUACGUGCCAUACUAAAGGAAGCUUCGUUUAUUCAGAUUAUUCAGGUUCAAGCAAAGCUGAACUACAACAGAAACAGCAUGAACAAAAGAGUAUUGGUGAGAAAUCAAAUGUAAAUUCUGUUUUGCUAGUAAAUAACUCAUCUCCAGUAUGCGUAACCAAAGAGCAAUUGUUGCCUACUAGUUCAAUCUUACCUAAACAAUGUGAUCCUCCUAAGGAAAGGAAACCACGUUUGGUUACUACAAUGCCGAGUUCAUGUAUAAUGCCAAAAUUAACACAGACUGAAGUAAAAAGAAGACUGGCGAAUAUCAGGUUUCCAAUCGUCGUCUUAGGAAAAGAUCAAGUCAGUUCAGGUGUGAAGGUACUUGAUUACGAUCCACCACAAUUCAGUGGCUUAGAAGACCACAUAUGGCCAUUUAUGGUGGAUUGGUAUUCGAAUAACACUAAAAAGGCCUUACAUCACAAUAGCACUAUAAACAAAAAAAGUGUUUCUUUUGUGUCGGACUCAAAUUCAAGUAAGUCGCGCAAAACCAAUAUAGAAGUAACCAUACCCAAACCAUCGCCGGUAACUUGCACGGACAAGAAAACUGUAACUAUUGUAACAGCUCCUGCAAAUAAGAAGAAAGUUGAAGUUAAACAUCCACCUUCUACUGACAUAGCUGUUAAGUUAUUGCAAUGUUCUAAGAAGCAAAAAUCGAUUGUACAAUUGAAAGACAAAAUGUUGAACUUUUUAUAUAAAAAGACUUCAAAUCGCACCGCUAAUUCAAACACUGAUCAAAAUGUUGAAAGCAAAUCCAAGUGCCCAGUUAUCACCGAAAAUAAAUUGGUUACCACUGAAAUUGAACUGAAGCCUACAAAUCCUUCGGUUCUUAAUGAUGUGACUAAGAGAAAAGCUGUUCCUAACUCGUUUCCAGUGGUGGGGAGAAACAAGAAACCCCAAAUUUAUACAUAUCCUUGGGCCAAAGCGAAAUGGGCGAGUGAUUUCAUAGAAAAUGUUAUAAGGAAAAUACGAAACGGAGUUUAUUACAAUCAAGAACAUAAAGAUUUUAGUCAGAUAUUUCCAAUUGAUUUAAAAGAAGUCUCAGUACAAACUGGAUCAUUGUGCGAUUUUUCAGAUUCUACACAGAGUUAUGAUAGUGAUACAGAUCUUGUGCAUGAUCUAAUAGAACUUCCUAAUAUACCAGGGUUUAAUCAUACACAACCUGUACUUGAAAUCAAAACGCUAAAUACAAACCAAAUUGCAGUGAAACACUGUAUGACGAACGUUAUGGUGCAGUUUGACGUAACAGUUCCAGCUAAGGACACCAAAAGUACUACUAGUAUCACUAAAACUUUACCUUUAAUCCCAUUAGAGGUAACAGAUAGCCAUACGAAAGUAUACAAAUGCAAAACAACCAUUUUUAAUGGUAUGUUACCUGCGGAGAUAUGCAGUAUUCUACCGAAAAUGAUGAACAAUAUCAUCAAUUCAACAAAUACAAAUAUAAGCACAGAAAACUCCUUCACAAUAUGUCCAACAAAAACAGAGUCCUGUUUAUCCACGAUAACGGAACAAGCUCGGUAUGAAAAUGCUGAAUCCCUGAAUUUCAAAAUAUUAAGUGAUCUCUCAACAUCCAAAUUGAGAAGAAGUUUCGAAGGAAGUUUUUCAAAUAAAGCCCUGAUUAAACCAAUAUUUAAGAAAAACGUUUUUCAAAUUGAUUACAACAGUUGUUUCGUGACCGAUCUAUUACCCCAGGUUUCGUUGGACGAUUUACUGCAGUAUGAAGUGAGUCCAAUAGCUGUUGAACUGAACAGUUGCAAAUAUGAACAGUUGCAUUUACCUUCAAAUGGACCCGUAACUGAUUUAGUACCACCUACUUGCACUACUUUGGCAAUGUACACUACUACUACUAACAGAAUAACUGCAGCUUUCUCAUCCUGUGAUCUUAUUGAUAUGAUGAAAAGUUUAUGGUAUAAUUACAACUUACAAAUACAUUUCAAUUUAUGCUCUUAUUUCGAAAUGCUUCAACUGCAAUAUGGUGACCAAAAUAUUAAAUUAAAUGUGUCGCUGACAAAUUAUAAUGCUGUACUAAAAAAUGUCGCAGUAACUGUAAACAACGUGAAAAUUGAUUCAUUGUUCAAAGCAUCGCCAAAAGGCAAUGUCAACAAAAGAUUACGAGUCAAAGCUCCUAUAAAAUGUAUAGAAUACGUAAAUACAGUGCUAGCAAACAAAACUAAGAGCACAGAAGUAAGCCAAGUUACAUUUAACAAAGUCAAAAGAAAAGGAUUAUAUAAACUUUAUAGAAAAUGUAAAUCAACCACUAAUAUACUGAUAUCAGGGGACAAACAUCCUUAUACACCACUAAAUAAAAUCACAACUAUGGAUGAAUUCUUCCAAGUUCUUGGAUCCAAAAAAUUGCUUUCUAGCGUCUUUGAUGGGUAUUCUUCAGAAAAAAUUUUGUCCUCGAUAUUGGAGAUGAAGAAUUGGAUAUCUGAAAUAAACGCGAAGCAGGCCUUACUGAUUUUAUUACUGACGAAUAAGAAAGAUACGCAGAAUUUAGUGCGAUUCAGGCCAAUAAUUCUGCAGGGUAUCGCAGUUAACAGGAUCACUCGAGCUACUGAAUUAGACAUGGAGAUUGAAGUCAUUGAAAGAGAAAAUUUAAAUAAAUUUUCGCAGGCUUCAGAUUAUCAAAGACCUUUUGAUGAAUCGUCAGAAAGGCUUCUGAAGUCUUUGUUGGAGAAACGUAAGAAGUUAAAUCCAUCGUAUCUCAGAGUAAUGGCACGCUAUGUGGGCCUCGGACUACUUAAACCGCCGGCAAAAUGCUAAAAAUUAAAACGUGUGCUGUUUUAAAUUAUUUAAUUGACAUAAAUUAUUGAAGUUUGUGAUAGUCUGAAAUUGACGAGUGGUUUGUAAGUAAUAUUUAUUUUAUAUAUCUAUUUAUGGUAAUAAAUAUUUUAUAAAGUUAAAUGCCACUU
Spodoptera litura is the source of this 4478-nucleotide messenger RNA. The record is from RefSeq and is a predicted model, not a curated record. Lineage: Eukaryota; Metazoa; Arthropoda; Insecta; Lepidoptera; Noctuidae.